Messenger RNA from Amoebophrya sp. A120, 1843 nucleotides. The record is from the annotation of a GenBank genome assembly. NCBI's taxonomy places the organism in Eukaryota, Dinophyceae, Syndiniales, Amoebophryaceae.
CCACACGUGUUCCGUAUUUACGUUGGAAACGAUGCGUUUUUUCACGAAGAAGAUUUUUCUGUUGUCAAAAUCAUUCCAAACUCAACUUCGCGUGACACCGCAAUUCACACGACCAGGUCCAUUUCUUCUCAAAUUUUCACAUUUGCCUCGGAAUUAGCUAAGUACCCAUUGCAUUUAGAUUCAAGAGAGUAGAGACUAAAGUCAAGAAAAAAUGCAUAGUGCUGCAGACUGCUAGGUCUAUAUUGUAAACUUACUUGUUAGUUUCUGGACGACAACAAUGAAUCAGCAGCAUGGACGAGACGCUUUACAGCUACAAGCAGCGGCUCGACAGCAUGAGCAACUUCAUGUUGCGGGCCCUGCUGGAGGGGUUGAGUAUGCAGCCGGGCCGCACGCGCCGCGCCAUGAUCCAGCAACUGAUCCAGGUGAAGCGGCAGAGUGCCAAGCAAGAAAACCAAAACCAGGAAGAGGAAGGCAAAACAUUAUCACACGAAGUAAAGAAUGGGGCUACAACCAGUUCCGGUGCCGCCGCUUCCUCAAGCACUAGAAAAAAUGCAUCAACCGGGAAUGGGACCGCCGCGUCUUCGUCAAGCACCACGAGGAAACCAGGGAAAGCAGCAGGAAUUCAGCACAAGAGCACUGCCGUAGGGAACACGAGGAGCAAAACGAAAGACGAUGAUCCAGCAGCGGCGGCCCGUUUUUUUCUCGAGUAUUGCGACCCGUUUUGUCCCGUAGAGGAAGUGGUACAAUUCCAAGAGUUGCGGUUCCACAGACAGGCCGAGACGACGACACCCCGAGCUUGCCGGAUUUCGUUCUUCUCCACCGAGACGGAGUUUGUGCACAUACGAUGUUGCCGCGUAGAGGGUGGAGCUGGUACUGACGUGAUCAAAAAUCGACCGCGUUUUGCGUGGCCGGCGAAUGACGUGGAGAUCGAGGUGGUGUCGCACAACAAAAUGAGGAAUCCUCGGCAUUUCAAGAACGGACUUGCCAGUUCGAGUGGAAGCAACAGCGAGCCCGAAAUAGAUGACGAAAAUGACAGACAAGAAGAGCUCGUGAUCGACGCGAGCGCGACUGCGAAUCCACUUGAAGUCGCAGUUGUCGUGCCAGAGCAAAAUGGUGUCGCGCCAGAAGCGGGAGAUGACCACUACGCCGUCGCAGAUGCCGUUCUGAGCACAGACCGCCUCUCUGUACGUGCUGCGGGUCGACCGAAGGCAACAAGCUUUUCUCUCGCUUUGAACGUGCGGGAACCAUUCUUCGACGACCAGGCCAGCUACUUCGUGAUGGUCUGUCGCGGUUCGCGAGACAACAACGUCGACGCUAUUGUGAAUUCGAUGCUGUCUGCGAGGCGGCUCUGUGUGGUCUCCGAAGAACAUGUGCCAGGUACUAGUGGGAAUAAACGAGUUCAUCCUGAAAGUGGUAAAAGCUACACCCCGCGGAAUGGUAACAAAAAAGUAAAGUCUGGGGCAGCAUCGUCGCUGGCUUCAUCAGGCGGGCCCUCGUCGCGACGCAAAAAGCGCGAGAGCACGGAUAGCGUGAUUCUGAUCCAGGAUGAGGAUGCAGAUGUGUGCCCCUUAUCGUUGAGCGAAAUCCAAGUCGCCGCCGUCGGGUCCAGGUGUCAGCACCGGUUUGACCUGAAAUCGUUCCUGCAAUAUUCCCAAGCAAAGACUAUUUUGCGUCGAUUCUGCUGUCCCGUCUGUGACGACUUCCUUUUCUGCCCACGCUCGCAAGCGUAUUGGGACGGAAAUACGACUUUGAGUACAGCUUGGAGUCAUGUCAAAGUUCUUUAAAUGCGCAGUCGCAGGAGUCCUCAAAAUUAAUGAUUUGCAACAAGCAAGAAGCAUCGCAU